AGUCUCUCUGGUGCUAUUCCAAAGUCAAUGGAGAAGCUCAAAGAUCUAGUGUAUCUAAACCUGUCUUUCAAUGAUCUGAGUGGUAAAAUUCCAAAUUGUGGACCUUUUGCAAAAUUUAGCAUGGAAUCAUUCAUGGGUAACAAGGAGCUAUGUGGAGCUUCUCGAUUUCAUGUCAUGGAAUGCAAAGAAGGUAAAGGGAAACCGAGAAACAUUGCCAUAUUUCUCAAGUAUGUUUUGCCAUCUCUUGUAUCUGUGAUUGUUUUUGUUGUUCUACUGGUUUGGAUGCUUACUUUCUGGAAGAGAAACAAACGAAGGGAACCUCGGGCUGAAGAUUCACUUGAUGUUGCACUCAGGAGGAUUUCAUACUAUGAAAUUCUUCGUGCUACAGAAGGUUUUGAUGAGAGCAACUUGAUAGGCAGGGGGAGUUUUAGCUUAGUGUUCAAGGGAACUUUUGUUGAUGGGGUGAUUGCUGCUAUAAAAGUCUUCAAUUUGGAUGUGCAAGAUUCAAUCAGAAGCUUUGAAGUAGAGUGUCAAGUGCUAAGGAAUAUUCGACACAGAAAUCUUGUCAAAGUAAUAACCAGUUGCUCCAACCUCGACUUCAAAGCUCUGAUUUUAGAGUAUAUGCCCAAUGGGAGCCUAGACAAAUGGCUAUAUUCACAUAAUUAUUUCCUAGAUAUCUAUCAGAGGCUAGGAAUAAUGAUGGAUGUUGGGAAUGCCCUCGAGUACUUGCAUCAUGGUCAUUCUUUUCCUGUGGUUCAUUGUGAUUUGAAGCCUGGCAACAUUCUUUUAGAUGAAAGCAUGGUUGCACAUGUUGGUGACUUUGGUAUAGCUAAGCUACUGGACAAAGAUAAGGCCACUAAACAGACAAAAACCAUGGGCACAGUUGGAUACAUGGCUCCAGAGUAUGGUUGUGCAGGAAUAGUAUCCAGCAUGGGAGAUGUAUACAGUUUUGGGAUUCUACUAAUGGAAGUAUUCACGAGAAAGAAGCCCACAGAUGAGAUGUUCCAUGGAGACUUCACCAUGAGGAAAUGGGUGUGUGAUUCAUUGCCUGGUGCAAUAAAGGAGAUUGUUGACUCCAAUUUACUGACAGGAGAAGAAGGUGGGCAAGAAAUAGAGGAGUGCUUCUUGAUGGUCAUGGAGUUAGCUGUAGAAUGCACAGCUGAUUUUCCAGAGGAGAGGAUUACCAUGGAAGAUGUUGCAGGAAGACUUAAGCAUACACUGCACAAGUUCACCCACAAUACAUCUUGAUCGAGGUCCAAUUCGCCAUGCAGUAAACUAGUUUGCUUUCUUCAAAAUGGUGCUCAAUAUUUGGAUUGCUUUUAUUGGUUUCUAAUCAGGUUUAGACUGCUGCAUAUUUUAUCUUAUUUUGAUCGUUAGAAGUUUAUACUAAUUUCUGUGGUGUGCACAGAAAGGUAAUUACUAAGCAGAAACUCUUUCAUACUGCAGUCUGUUGGUGUGCAAAUUGUGUUUCAA
Ipomoea nil (Japanese morning glory) is the source of this 1473-nucleotide messenger RNA. Its product is annotated as probable LRR receptor-like serine/threonine-protein kinase At3g47570. The transcript has 2 exons. The record is from RefSeq and is a predicted model, not a curated record. Gene Ontology annotation, molecular function: protein kinase activity; ATP binding. The coding region runs from base 28 to 1248 and encodes 406 amino acids. Gene Ontology annotation, biological process: protein phosphorylation. NCBI's taxonomy places the organism in Eukaryota, Viridiplantae, Streptophyta, Magnoliopsida, Solanales, Convolvulaceae.